Mastomys coucha (southern multimammate mouse) is the source of this 2043-nucleotide messenger RNA. RefSeq names its product progestin and adipoQ receptor family member 4 (gene Paqr4). Gene Ontology annotation, molecular function: signaling receptor activity. The coding region runs from base 387 to 1217 and encodes 276 amino acids. The transcript has 3 exons. The record is from RefSeq and is a predicted model, not a curated record. Lineage: Eukaryota; Metazoa; Chordata; Mammalia; Rodentia; Muridae. Gene Ontology annotation, cellular component: membrane.
CCAGCGCGCGAAACACAGGCAGGGUGGCGGGGGCGAGGAGCCGGGGUGGAGCUUGCUGUCCCCUCCGGCGUCCGGCCGCGCCCGUCCUCCGGGCUGCGGCGAGACUCCGGGCUGCUGUUGCGGCCAACCGGAGCUCUCCCUCCACCGGUCAGCCACGGUGGAGCUGAAUGCACCGAGCUCCGACAGUGGGGCUGCCAGCUUCCUUUCCCUUGCGGGGGCGUCGAAUUCGCGCGUGCGCAGAGCGUGAGGGAAGGGGGCCGGGACCCCCAGGCUGACCCCGGCAGAGCUACCUCACAGCCGGAGGCGAAUCGGGAUGAGCUUCCCAGCGCUGCAGCUCCACUGAGAAGGAAGCCCAGGGGCAGAGGGUUGCCAGUCGGCCGCAGUGCAUGAGGCCAAUGGCGUUCCUGACCGGGCCGCGUCUUCUGGACUGGGCUAGCUCGCCGCCGCACCUGCAGUUCAAUAAGUUCGUAUUGACCGGCUACCGGCCGGCCAGCAGCGGCUCGGGCUGCCUGCGCAGCCUUUUCUACCUACACAACGAACUGGGCAACAUCUACACACACGGGCUAGCCCUGCUGGGCUUCCUGGUGCUGGUGCCAAUGACCAUGCCCUGGAGUCAGCUGGGCAAGGAUGGCUGGCUAGGAGGUACACAUUGUGUGGCUUGCCUGGUCCCCCCUGCAGCCUCUGUGCUGUAUCACCUCUUCAUGUGCCACCACGGAGGCAGUCCUGUGUACACCCGGCUCCUUGCCUUGGAUAUGUGUGGAGUCUGCCUUGUUAACACCCUUGGGGCCCUGCCCAUCAUCCACUGCACUCUGGUUUGCAGACCCUGGCUUCGCCCAGCUGCUCUGAUGGGUUACACUGCAUUGUCAGGUGUAGCUGGCUGGAGAGCCCUCACUGCCCCCUCCACCAGUGCCCGGCUUCGAGCCUUUGGUUGGCAAGCUGGGGCCCGCCUGCUGGUGUUUGGGGCCCGUGGAGUAGGGCUGGGCUCAGGGGCUCCAGGCUCCCUGCCCUGCUACCUGCGCAUGGAUGCACUGGCUCUGCUUGGAGGGCUGGUAAAUGUGGCACGCCUGCCAGAGCGGUGGGGGCCUGGUCGCUUCGACUACUGGGGCAACUCCCACCAGAUCAUGCACUUGCUGAGUGUGGGUUCCAUCCUCCAGCUCCAUGCUGGGGUUGUGCCUGACCUGCUCUGGGCUGCACACCACGCCUGUCCCCCAGACUGAGCUGCCUCCUAGCUGCCAAACUGGCCUGCUCACAGCUUUCUGGAACAAAUUAUACCACCUUUCCUCCUGCUGGUCUGCAAGGGGCUGGCUCCUUGGAAGAACCAGCACAUGGGACUUCCUAGCUGGGAGACCACUCUUCAUUCUUCCCCAUGGAUUCACCUCUUCUUGUACCCAGGCCUUCAAAUCCCAGCUUCUCCUCUCCUUGACAUCUUCCCUCCUGGGCACUGUUUUGCUGUCAUUAGAAGGAAACCAUUUUUUUUUUCCAAUUUACUGUUUAACCUGUGAGAGUCUCCGACAGUUGAGUCCUGCCAACUUACCAAGCCUCCAGCCCAGCACCACUCCCCCUGUGUUGCUGCUCCCAUACUAUACCUUCUGGACUUUUGAACUAGCCUCUCUGAUCCUGCUUCCUGACCUCCAUCUUCCUGCUCUGCAUGCCAAACCUCUCAGCAGCCAGAAGGUUGCUCUUCCUGUCAUUCCUGCAGUGAGGAUGCAGAGGAGUGGGACCAGGCUUUUCUCAGAACCAAGUGGACAUUAGUCCACUUGUGUCAUCUGGCCAGGAGACAUGAGGAGAGCUGCCACUUUCCCUGGGCAGCAGGCACAGGUGUGGAAUGGAGGCUUUGGAAUCAGCUCUUCAGUGCCAUGGUCUGACUGACCUGCCCACCAGAGACUUGUCUGCUCAGGAAAUCUCUAUACAGUGGGUGGCUCCAGCCUGCUGGCCCAAGGGCACUCUAUAGCAGGGUACCGACUCACAGCCAGAUCAUCCCAAAGGCCCAAGACCCUAGGCAACAUCAAUAAAGAGACAAGAGCUAUGUUGCCACAUGAGCAA